Molecule: messenger RNA, 1232 nt
Organism: Zootoca vivipara (common lizard)
Lineage: Eukaryota; Metazoa; Chordata; Lepidosauria; Squamata; Lacertidae
Source: RefSeq, a predicted model, not a curated record
GUGUUCUGUUGCCAUUCAAAUCCUGUAGCUUCAUAUGCAUGCCUUGCACUGCAAAAUCCUAAACUAAAAACUGAAAUCUAUAUUAAGUGUUCUCUUUUAAAACCCUUUUAGGUCAAUCAGGAAUGGCUGCUGCAGAAAUUCCCACUUAUAUUGUUUCUUCUCAGACUGAGAAGCACAGGAGGGCCAGGAAUUGGACUGAUGCAGAAAUGAGGGGCUUAAUGCUGGUUUGGGAAGAAUUUUUUGAUGAAUUGAAACAAACUAAAAGGAAUGCCAAAGUUUAUGAGAAAAUGGCUAACAAACUCUUUGAAAUGACUGGAGAAAUUCGACAUGGAGAAGAAAUAAAGAUAAAAAUUACAAACAUGACAUUCCAGUACAGGAAAUUAAAAUGUAUGACUGAUAGUGAAACGCUUGCACCUGAUUGGCCUUACUUUAAAACCAUUGAUAGAAUACUCUCUAAAGUGUCAGAGCACAAUGAUGUGAAAAUGCAUGACAGUCAGCUGCCAGGUCCUUCAACAUCCCAGACUGAGGCAUCACAGUCACCAUCUGCCAAGUCUACUCCACUCUAUUUGCCUUAUAACCAGUUCACAUAUGAAGGGAGAGAAGAAUUUUUUGAAGAUGAGCAUUCUGAGAGCUCUUCCAGCUUACUUUCUUAUAAGUUAAGAGCUGAAGAGAGACCCGUAAAGAAAAGGAAAAUGCAGAGUUGUAGCUUUCAAAAGAAGAAACUAAAGCUAAUGGAAGCAAUGCUAGAGGAACAAAAGAAACUGAGUAGGGCAAUGGAAGAGACUUGCAGGGAAGUGCGAAGGAUUCUGGAUCAGCAGAACAUCAUCCAAGUUCAGAGCCUGCAGUUGCAAGAGAGAAUGAUGAAUUUAUUGGAGAAAAUGAUAUCUAAAGCCAAUGUUUAGUUUCUUUUGCAGUGCUCCUGAAAAUACAAUAUUUAUCUAUUUUACAAAAAUUGCAUAUCCUAGGAUUGCCUCUUCCUUCCAGGUAAAUAAAAAAUUGUAAUGUAAUUAUGAAGAGUUUAAUCAGUGUAGGAGGUGAGCCAUCUAGACAACUGGGUGUUUCUUAAUGAAAUAAAAUGUGGUAUUGCUUUGUGAAUUUUUUUUCUAGAUUCUAGACAGUUUAUUCGAAUUGGGAUGCUCAAUUUAGGGCACCCAACUAUUUUCUGUUCAAUGACCUUGGAAAUGACAGCACUUCACUCCCAGGGGCAGAUGCAGUCCUCUUCUCAAAGCACA